AUGGGCCAGGCCGGGUUCCUCGAAGCCAAGCCUGGAACUAAAGGCCUGAGAAAGACUUGCUGGCUCCAAGCCUACCGUCUCCCCAAAGCAACAAAGGAUCUCCGACCUCGCGACACAUGGCGUCCGAACGAGGAGCAAAGGUCAUAUCUAUCCAUGCUGAGUAAUCAAUAUAAAAAGCUUGAUAUGACACAAGCACCCCGACAUGACCCGCUUGACUUUGCCAAACAUACUCCGGUGGCCAAUAAUGUCAAGAAACGGGAGACACAUAGAGCAACAGGCCAAGGUGUCAAGAAAAGCAUGGCAAAAAGGAAGCAGGUGAAGGGUAAGAAAGUCGACUAG
Fusarium oxysporum Fo47 is the source of this 339-nucleotide messenger RNA. RefSeq lists its product as uncharacterized. Lineage: Eukaryota; Fungi; Ascomycota; Sordariomycetes; Hypocreales; Nectriaceae. The transcript has a single exon. The coding region runs from base 1 to 339 and encodes 112 amino acids. The record is from RefSeq and is a predicted model, not a curated record.